Messenger RNA from Carya illinoinensis, 5803 nucleotides. RefSeq names its product histone-lysine N-methyltransferase ATXR7. Bases 316 to 4026 code for a protein of 1236 amino acids. The record is from RefSeq and is a predicted model, not a curated record. The transcript has 18 exons. Gene Ontology annotation, cellular component: Set1C/COMPASS complex. Lineage: Eukaryota; Viridiplantae; Streptophyta; Magnoliopsida; Fagales; Juglandaceae. Gene Ontology annotation, molecular function: protein binding; histone H3K4 methyltransferase activity.
GGCAAGCAGCUGGCAAUUGGCAAAAUCUAUCAUAGCGUGAAGGGUUCGUUCUCUCUCCAAGCUCAAGCAAUAGAGAAGAAGCAAACCUCUGUCGUAGCAUCCUGAUCUGUAAUAACUAUUCUUAACCCUAGUCCUCGUUCUCGUUUUCCUCUGAAGAUUAGUAGAUCUAAGAGAUCGGAUAAACUCUUUAAUCUCUCUCAAAUUUCUUAAAUUUAAAGCCGGUAAUUAGGGUUUCGUGGUAGAUUAGAAUCGGGAUUGGCUUGUUUAGGGUCUCCUGUCCUCACUUCCUCUCGGUGCAGGUUAUUUCCUGAGAACAUGGUUUCCUCAAGAGCCCUUCUUCAUGAACUCGACCCUAAUUUUGUCUUCAGAAAACGGCAGAAGGUUUCGGAUUUCGAAUACCAAGAUCAAGAUGCACAUACAUGUUUAGGAAAUCAUGUUGAUACUGCCUCGUCUAUGCAGCCUGCUGCUGAAGGAUGCUCUUCUCAUGGGUGUGUGGACCUCAACCACGUUUCUUCAUCUUGCUGCAAUUUGGAUGAAAAAUUUACUUCAUGUUCUGCAACGGAGAUGAGCGGCCAAUCUAAUGGCAAUGGUGGCGAGAUUCCGCAGUCAUGUAAUAGUGGGGGUACUUCAUACCAGGAGAAGAGUUACUCUGCGUAUGGUACAACUGCUUUUGUGAGUGGUUGGAUGUAUGUUAAUGAACAAGGGCAAAUGUGUGGUCCUUAUAUUAAGGAACAGUUAUAUGAGGGUUUAUCAACUGGUUUCUUGCCUGACGAGCUUCAUGUGUAUCCUGUGGUAAAUGGGACAUUGAUAAACCCUGUACCGUUGAAGUAUUUCAAGCAGUUUCCUGACCAUAUCGCCACUGGUUUUGCGUAUCUGAGCAUGGGCAUCCCAAGCACAACCACUCCAACGAAUUGUAUUACCUCUGGCCCUACUGUUUAUUCGGAGUUGCAGUCAGUUUUCCAAUUACCUGCCAACAGCAGUUAUAACUCAAAUCAGCUGACGUUAAACCUUGAUGCAGUUAAUUCUACAUAUCAGCUACCGUCAGGAGAUGAAUCUUGUUGGUUGUAUGCGGACGAUGAGGGGAGGAAACAUGGACCACAUUCUCUUUCAGAACUACAUUCUUGGCAUCGCUAUGGAUAUCUCCAAGACUCAUUAAUGAUUUAUCAUAUUGAAAAUAAGUUUAAACCCUUAACAUUGCUAUCUAUUAUGAACGCAUGGAAUACUGGUGGCUAUGAUAUUGUCUCCACAGCUGUUUCCGAAAGCAACGAGACUGGCUCGUUGCAAUGCUUCAUUUCUGAAAUUUCUGAAGGAGUAUCUUCCCAACUGCACUCAAGCAUUAUGAAAGCGGCUCGUAGAGUUGUGUUAGACGAAAUCAUCAGCAAUAUUAUUGGAGAGUUUGUUCCUACAAGGAAAGCUGAAAGAAGACUGAAGCAUGAAUCAGUUAAUCAUGCUGCCCAAAGUUUCCCUUUGAAAGGCACAACGUAUGAAAUUUCUGGGGAAAGGAAGGAUUUUACUGCCUUUGCUUGUGAGGCUUCGGCCUCCACUACUAUUGCUGACCAGACAUGUAUUAGUAAAAUUUCAGCACAACCUCUCGCAAAAACUAGAUCUGUUGGGAGCGUUGAAAAUUUUUGGGGUUCUUACACAGUUGUUUGUGGAAUGCUCUUAAAUUAUUGCAUGGAAGUCAUGUGGAAUGCUGUGUUUUAUGAUACUGUAGCAGAACACUCCUCUGCCUGGAGAAAGAGAAAACUUUGGUCAGGCUAUCCAAAAUUUAAGAUACCUGGUAGUGAACUUAGGGAUCGUGGAGAGAAGCCCGAAAGACUACCUGAUGAAAAGUUACUGCCCUGGAAAGAAUCUGCUUAUGAUGUUGAUUGCCCUCCUGGUUUUGAAGUGGUGGCAAUGGUUACAGAUGAUCAUGCCCAGUCAUCAUCUAUCAUGUCCUCAUUGGCUCUUGUGGGGGGAAAGUCAUUGGCAGAGAAUAAGCUGCUAUACACUGACCAUAUGCAUGCAAACGUGACAUCCGUUUUAGAAUGUGUGGAACGUGAGCUUCAUUUUUCUGCAAAGGAAUCUCUGGAGGAGUAUCUUGAAAGCAUUGUUGUUGAGGAAUUGAGGGACUACUUCAACCCUGUUGAGAAUGACAAUCUGAAUGAGAAUGCUGUUGCUUCUCCUAUUCAGUGCCCUCAUCCAAGUGAGUAUGAUUCUUCACACAUGGGUGAUGAACUAAGAACUAGUGCAAAUGAAACAUCUAGCAAUGAUCCAUCGCAAGCAGCUAAACCCAUGAAUCAGCGUUUGUCUGAAAGUUGUAUGUCUAAUUUGUUGGCUAGUGUGUUUAAGGAUUUGUGCACGGACGUUGACCAUAUAGUUGAUUAUGAAGAAAUGAAUGAGCCACCAACCCCUGGAUUUGAAGAUAAUCCAAAGAUUCCUGCUCCAUUGACUACUUGUAAGUUUCGACCCUCAAGGUCAGAUGAGUUUACCCCUAUGAUUGGAGAUUAUGUUGCAAUGGCAAUGUGCCGGCAGAAGUUGCAUGGUGACGUUCUUAGAGAAUGGAAAUCCUUGUUCCUUGAUGUUUGUCUUCAUCAGUUUAUUACAUCGUGGCGUGCUUCAAAGAAACCCUAUGAACCUGAUGCCAAUAAGGAAAGAGAAUUUAAUGCAAGUAAAGAACGUUCUGGAAAUCCUCCUACUUUAGUUGGCAAGCACAUUCAUGAUGCAGGCACUCUGAAUGUAUCCCAGGCGGUUGGUAACUAUACAUAUUACCGCAAGAAAAAGUUGUUGAAGAAAAAAUUGGGAUCUGCUUCUUUCUGUCUGACUCCAACUAAUGUUGGAACAAGCAAUCAAUCUGUGGAAAAGUCUAGGAAACAUGCUGCUGGCGAUGUAUCUAAGACUGUGGAAGUCCAAACUGCUACCAUUAGUCCUAAAAGACUGGUACCAAAUAAAAGACGGACUAAGUCAGUCCUUGUUAAGAGUAGUUUGCCCGGUGAUCGGUCAUUGAACAAGAAUGCAAGUAGCCAGAAAGGACUGAAGGUUGCUCAUACAAUUCAGAAUAACAAGGUCUCGAAAGAUGCUGCUGUUAAACGUAGCAGGGAUAGAGCUUUGUCCUUAUCGAAGAAUCAUAAUGAUAUUGAGAAGGUCGUUGAGAGCAAUAUCCAUGAUGUUGCAAUUCGAAAAGAAUGUAAUGCAACUAAAGUGUUAAAUAUAAAAAGAAAGCAUAUAACGGACAAUGUGCCAUCGUCACGUCCGACUAAGGUUUCAAAAGUAGCUGAUGGUCCUUCCAAACAAGCAGCAUGUGGAAAGGUUGCUGUGAAAAAGAUGAAGUCCACUAAAUCAAGGGCAUUAAAGACCUACCCUAGAUCUGAUGGUUGUGCUCGGUCAUCAAUCAAUGGCUGGGAAUGGCAUAGAUGGUCCCUGAGUGCAAGCCCUGCUGAAAGAGCUCGUGUGAGAGGUGUUCCGUUUAAUCAUUCCAAGUAUGUUGGUUCUGAGAUAAAUGCUUCUCAGUGGUCAAAUGUCAAGGGUCUUUCAGCAAGAACAAACAGGGUGAAGCUUCGCAGUCUUCUCGCUGCUGUGGAGGGUGCUGACCUUUUGAAAGCUACUCAAUUAAAGGCAAGGAAGAAGCGCCUACGUUUCCAACGGAGCAAUAUACAUGAUUGGGGCCUUGUUGCCUUGGAGCCAAUUGAGGCAGAUGACUUUGUCAUUGAAUAUGUUGGAGAGCUAAUUCGUCCCAGGAUAUCUGAUAUACGGGAACGCCAUUACGAGAAGAUGGGAAUUGGCAGCAGUUAUCUUUUUAGACUUGACGAUGGUUAUGUGGUCGAUGCUACAAAGCGUGGCGGAAUUGCUAGAUUUAUAAACCAUUCGUGUGAGCCAAACUGCUACACCAAGGUUAUAACUGUUGAAGGACAAAAAAAGAUCUUCAUUUAUGCAAAACGGCAUAUAGCUGCUGGUGAAGAAAUUACUUACAAUUACAAGUUUCCGUUGGAGGAGAAAAAGAUCCCCUGCCACUGUGGUUCUAGGAAGUGUCGUGGAUCAUUGAAUUAAGUUGUUUGAGUUGCCAAUCCUGGCCAUUCUUGAGCUUUGCUUCUCAUAUUGUUGAGUUGGCCAUGAUCUUUGCCAUGGUUGGAUAUGAGCGAAUGUGGAAUCAAUGGGCAUGCAAUUUUUUCAUUACUGUAGCUUGGCAGUCUUGGAGGUGUUUCGAUAUUAGCUUGUCGUCAGUAGUUUCAAAAUAACAAGAUGAUGAUUUGGAGCGGGGUCCUUUGGUAGGGUUUAUCAUCGGUUGUAUGUUUCCAAUCACCACGCAGUUUAACUGAAGGCUAAAAAGCUUAUAGGUGUCAACAAAAGCUGGAUAAUGCGAUUAUGGUGACCACUAUGGUUUAGACUUCUGCCUACUUGCGAAGAUGAAUUACUGACCCAAUGUGCAUUCUUGUAGAUAUCUCUCUGUUGCAGAUGAGUUUCUUCCCUUAGAAACUGUAAAUCAGUCUUUUGUUUCUUUACCACAUGACAUUUUGGAAUAUGGAUUUUUUGUACAAACAUGCAUUAUUCUUUGUUUUCCAAUAUAAAGAAAAUAAAUUUAUUUGGCAAAUACUGGAAAUGAUACCAACGUCUCUGUUGGUGAUUUAUAGUUGUAAGAAUCUGUUCCCAGCAACUUAAAACCCUGUUUCAGAAUUUCUUCCUUGUGUUGUAUGAUGAAUAAGAAACCAAAAAAGAAAAAUAAAAGUAAACUGGAAUUCGUUUUCCUCUGUCCAAUAGCUAGAGUGUUAAAAGGAAGGCCUCUGGGGCAAGCCACCAAUUAUUUAAUUUAUCUGACGGUUUGCAUUUUGAGCAGCUAAUUGAUUGCUGGAAUUAGUCGUAAUCUGUAUGGUGGACCCGAUUCAAGUCUAGCAUUUGUUGAGAUGAUUUCCUAUUAAUGCCCUUCAAUAAAUUCCCAUUUAUGAAGCAUGUUUGUAGAUGAAAAAUUAAAAAAAUGAAAACUAGAGAAAUUCGUUUUAACUUUUUACUGCUAGUUUCAUGGGCUAUAGUCUAUACUCGAUACUCGUACUAUAUGCCAGGUCCUUUUUGUUAUUUAUUGAAAGAGUGGGUGGCUGAAUUCAAGUGGAAAGAGAUGGCUUAUUUUUUUAUUUUUUAUUUUAUAAGUGGAAAGAGAUAGUUUAGUUAUAUUUUGCAAAAACAACUCAAUAAUAUUUGAUUGUUGUUGAAAAAAUCAUGUAACUCCGAAUCGCCAGUUGUGUUAAAAGUGGUCAAUUGAUCAUGCAACUCUAAACCCUUACUGGGAUGUAGGGUUAGUCUAGAGAAGCUACUUGGGAAAAUAUUUUUUCAUGUGCUCUUUUUUCCAUGCAAAUUCUAUAGAUCCAUGCGAGUACCCAGACUUGCCCUUCUUUUUUUUUUUUUUUUUUUUUAAAGUCCUAGUUGGUUUCUCUUUUCAUUAGUUCUUAUGGUUGCAGGAGUAGAUCAACUAGGAACGCCACCUUAGCUGCUGGUCGGAGGUUUAUUUAUGUCCUCUGGUAUGUUUCCUCCCCCCUUUAUCUUCACUGGUACUAUAUUUCUUGAAACACCCAAUUUUCUUGACUUGUAUAAACAGUGAAGGUGGGGUCCGUAAUGGGUAUUCAACUGGGCAAUUUUCAAGCAAGAUACUACGUUUGAUGAGUUUAAACCAAGUAACAAACAAAACAAAAAAGAUUGGCCAUCUUAUACAUUGAACAGUAUUUAUUAUGCCUUUGAACCACUGGUCAGGCGUGGCUUAUCUCAGACCAGCUCAUGAAGAACAUAAUUUUUGUAAAAGGAUAAAAUAAAAAAGAACUAGCUUUGAUGUGAUCCAAAA